Messenger RNA from Dromiciops gliroides (monito del monte), 15147 nucleotides. RefSeq names its product docking protein 6 (gene DOK6). The record is from RefSeq and is a predicted model, not a curated record. Gene Ontology annotation, biological process: positive regulation of MAPK cascade; cell surface receptor protein tyrosine kinase signaling pathway. The coding region runs from base 674 to 1669 and encodes 331 amino acids. Gene Ontology annotation, cellular component: cytoplasm. Lineage: Eukaryota; Metazoa; Chordata; Mammalia; Microbiotheria; Microbiotheriidae. The transcript has 8 exons.
AAGACUGGGAGAAGAGCUUGCUCUCUCCCACCUUCCCCUUUCUUCGCUCCCCUCACAGGGGAGCCGGGAUGGUGCGGUCCAGCCAGCUGUGGAGCUGCUGAGUGAUGCUGCGAGCCCGUGGGUGCUCGGGGCGGCGACAGCAGAGGGGGGAGCAAACAGCUGGCGGAAGAGCAGGCAGUAGCGCUCUCCCUCCCCGCGGCGGCGGCGGCAGUGGCGACUGAAGACGUGGAGAAGGUGAAGAAGGAAAGAGGGGGAGGACACGUUCCCCUUCGCUCCAUCUCCCCCAUUCUUCCACUGUCGUAGCUAAAGCUGGGGUACAGACACCCAGACGCUUGACUGUCGCCGCCGCCUCCACCUCCUUCCUUUCAGCGGUUGCUGCUGGCUGAGCUCCUGGGGCUACUGGACUAAGAAGUAGCAACAGCAGAGGUGGCGGCGGCAGCAGUGCCCUGCGGGAGGGGAGAGAUCAGCGGGGCCACUGGCUGCAUUGACUACACAUACUCAGCAGGAGCAGGACAGCAGCAGCGCGUUGGCUGCUGUUCCUUUGCUGCCUGGAUGCUAGAGCUUCCCAAUCAGCCUGCCACGGGCACGCUAAAGGAGGAGGAAGAGGAGGAGGAAGGAUCUGGACAUCAGGGAUAGGAAGAGGAAGGAGAAGAGAAGUGACAAAGCGCUGGCCAUGGCCUCCAACUUUAACGAUAUCGUCAAGCAGGGCUAUGUGAAAAUCCGCAGCAGGAAGCUGGGGAUUUUCAGACGUUGCUGGUUGGUUUUCAAGAAAGCAUCCAGCAAAGGACCCAGAAGGCUUGAAAAAUUUCCAGAUGAAAAGGCAGCUUAUUUCAGAAACUUUCAUAAGGUAACCGAACUGCACAACAUUAAGAAUAUAACCAGACUUCCUCGAGAGACCAAGAAGCAUGCAGUGGCAAUUAUCUUUCAUGAUGAGACGUCAAAGACAUUUGCCUGUGAGUCAGAGCUGGAGGCCGAGGAAUGGUGCAAACAUCUUUGCAUGGAGUGUCUAGGAACCAGACUGAAUGACAUAAGCCUUGGGGAACCUGAUCUGCUGGCUGCAGGAGUGCAGAGGGAACAAAAUGAACGAUUCAAUGUGUAUCUUAUGCCUACACCAAAUCUAGAUAUUUAUGGGGAAUGCACAAUGCAGAUUACACAUGAAAACAUCUAUCUCUGGGAUAUUCACAAUGCCAAGGUCAAGCUGGUGAUGUGGCCCCUUAGUUCGUUAAGGAGAUAUGGUCGUGACUCAACUUGGUUCACAUUUGAGUCAGGAAGGAUGUGUGACACAGGGGAAGGACUAUUCACCUUUCAAACAAGAGAAGGAGAAAUGAUCUAUCAGAAGGUACACUCUGCAACCUUGGCAAUAGCAGAACAACAUGAAAGACUAAUGCUAGAGAUGGAGCAAAAGGCCCGGCUUCAAACCAGUCUGACAGAACCAAUGACAUUAUCCAAGUCUAUCUCCCUCCCUCGAAGCGCAUAUUGGCACCACAUCACACGGCAGAACAGUGUUGGAGAAAUCUAUAGUUUACAAGGUCACCGUUUUGGUUCAACAAAGAUGUCCCGGGCACAAACAUUUCCCAGCUACACCUCAGAACAGAACGAAGAGCACCAGCAGCCCCUGUCGCUCUCUAGCAGCUAUGGAUUUAGCUACAGCUCCAGCCUCAUCCAAUGACACACAGAGAACCACUGUUGACCAGAGAGACAGUCUAGCCUGAAACCUGCCCGUAGGGUCAGGAAACCACUUGUACCCUCUGCAUCCAUGGAAGACCAAUUGCAGUGAAAACUGAGCUGUGUCAGUUCUAGUCCCGGUCACAGUUGAAGGUUAAAAACUGGAGCUCUGCUUCCUAGAGUCAGAGGCUAAGUCUUUUAUUUAUUGAAUUUCUUUGGGGAUCUACAUUUAAAGAAAUUGAUUUCGAAUUGUAAGAAAAGUCAUUCAAAUAAACAAAACCCUUUUGGUCUGAAGGCAGUAAAAGCCUCCACAUGGUGGAAUUUUGCCUGGACUGAGUUGUGACCUUUCAAUUACACUCAAUGUCAGGCACUUUCCACCUGUUUCCUUUGACUGAGAUUUCCUGUCCACACUCCCAAUGACAGAACUUGUCCUUAGUUAAUAGUGGUGGACCACUGGAAUCACUUCUGUGUUAGAGGUAUUGACAGGAAUAUAAUCAGUGAACAUCACAAACAACAACAAACUGUCCAUAUAAAUACAUCCCAUGGCAAUUAAGAGAACAAGAAAUUUAAAACACCAUGUCAAGCAGGGCCCCAUAGCUCUAUUCUGUGUGUGUAUGCGUGUGAGUGUGUUUAUGUAGAAAUAUAGAGACGGAUAUCAAUCUAUCCAUCUAAAUAUAACAAGUAUAUAUAAAAUGUGUGCUGAGGGUGACAGGAUAUGCUCACUUAAAUUGUUGAAAAAUGUAAUUUGGUGCAUUCAAAUUAAGAUUGUUAUGUCAAUAUCUAUUUUUAAAUUAGUGCUGUAAAAAGGCUUCUCAUUAGCAAAAGUAUUUAUGUAAUCAAGUCUGCACUUAUGACAAAUGUAAAUGCAAAAGUGAGAAAGGGGAAUGUGUUUGAACAAAAUGAACAAAUCCAGCUGUCCCACAAUUUACAUUAUCACACUCUUUCUGGUUAGUGUUACCCUGGUUUCUGACAUUCUCUGUCCCCUGCCCCUCUUGCUUCUCUGUUUGAAGUAUAUGAGAUUAUUAUAAUCACUGAUUAACUACCUGUUUAACCUUCAGCGACAGAAUAAUUCAAAUGAAUUUUAAGAAAGGAAAAAUUUAUCUGAAAAUGACCUUGGUAAAACCAUUUUAGAAUCAGCAAAAGAACAAAAUGAGAAAGAUUGUAGUAGAUAUUUAAAUUUUCAUAAAUGCCAUAUGCAGAAUUUCAGCCUCCUAAAUAAAGAGAAUAUACUGCUUGAGUUUUACCUGUGUGACCAGAUCUGAACUUAUGCUGUGGGCUGACUAUGAAUAUAGAGGAGACUGGAUCAAGGAAAAAUUUUUAUCCCCUAUACUUUGUCGGAUCAAGGUAGUCCAAAGGAAAGAAGAAAUUAACCAUUGUGUUGGGGUAGUCUGAGAAUUUAAGUUAAAAAAAAGUAUCCAUCAAUUUUAUAUUUUCAAGUUAACAUGGAAAAUUUCUACCUGAAUUAUCUGGAUAAUUGUGACCAUAAUAUAUAACCAAGAAUAGAUAAAAAAAGAACUACAGCAGUUAGUUUUUAAUCUAUGUAACAUUAAAAUAAUGUAAAUUUAUAUGACUAAGGAUCAUUUUGAUUAGAAAGUAGUAUGUUUAUUAGGUGAUGGUAAGGUCUUUUACUUCUAUCCUAAAUACCCUUUUCACUAACCUGAAUGCUGACAGAUGAGACAACUUCAGUAAACAAAUGCUGAUUCUAAAAGGGCCUGGGUUUGUCUAAAUGGGCAUGGCCCCUUACAACAAACUGUUGAUAAUCUCUCUGUCUCUCAUAUGAAUGUGAAAAUCCCUCUAGAAUGGCAGUUGUAAUUCCACUGAAGAAAGUAAUUAUCCUCAGCCUUGAUGAGGAGAUGGGGAGCAGCGGGAAAUUCCCUUCUCCCUAACUAUGCUGUGGACUUUGCUGAAACAGCAGAAGAGGAAAUGACUGGUACCAAGACAGCGCCUACCCUGAAACCCCGCAUUUCAGGGUUGAAACUGCUUUGAAUUACUUCAGCUCAUGGCAUUUGCUUUUGCAAUGCCAAGCCUCUGCUAUACCAGAGCAACUUCCAGCUGAGACCAUUUUCGCACAGCUCCUGGUGGAGCCUCAUCUAGAGGGAGAGAGACUGUCUCUCCUUUGGCUCGCUCGGUUGAGCUGUUGCCUAGAGACCAUAAUGUUCCACUUGGGACUUAUGGGGGAGGACCCUCAGGGGGUCUAGUUCAUGUCUCAGCUUUAUUAAUGUGCAGGGUGCACAGACAAUAGCCCAGGGGGUUCUGCUAAUUAAUUAUGUCUUGUCUAUGCUCUUGUGUUGGCUUAUGAGGACCCACAAUACCUGCAGUGAAGUUGUUUAGGAAACAAUAUUUGGAUCUGAUCCUUAGUUAUCAGUGAGACUAACUGUUAGCAAACUAGUAAAGAUCAGGUCUAGUUGGACCAGUUCAUUAUGAAAAGAAGUGAGAGAGAGAGAGAGAGAGAGAGAGAGAGAGAAUGAGAGAGAGAGAGAGAGAGAGAAUGAGAGAGAGAGAGAAAGAGAGAGAGAGAAAGAGAGAAAGAGAGAGAGAGAGAUUCCUUCACCAGUCUUUAACUGAAUCUUAUCAAAAUGAGAAACUGCUAUAAAAAUCUCUCCUAUUCCAUUUUUGCAAAUUUAUUUUGGCAUACCUUUGCAAGUACACACUCAGUGCAACUGUAGCCAAGAUAAAACUGCAAAGUGAACAGAUAGGAGAAUUUAUAUUAACAUAAUAUUCUUGACACCACGUAAUGUGCAUUAUAAUAAAAAUGGCAAGCAGAUAAGUUUCUUUUCAACCACCAAACAAAAAUGUAUUUGCUGUAUCAAUCACAUGGGACUUCAUAAAACUGAUUCAUCUUGAGUCAGCUAGAACAACUCAUUUGAAACAGUAUAGGUUUUGCUGAAGAUGUCUCUACCAUUUACAAAUCAUUUCUCUCCCUUUGAAGAUUGAAUUCCUCCCCCCCCCCACCAUUUGCAUGUAAAAUUUUCAAAGGAGGGAGGGGUGAAAAUGAACCAAAGGUAUCUUCAGGUUCUUUAUUCAUAUGGAUGAAUGGAAGAAACACUGUGAAUGGAUACUGGUAAAUCAAAAUAGCCAGUUUCACUUCUAAGUUAAUGAAAAGAAGGAAAGGCUGAUUGAAUCCAGUAUAGGAGAUGUAGGAUUUUCUGAGACUCAGAUACAUUGGACUACUUUCCCUUUCAAUGCAUGCAGCUUUUCAAGGAUUUUUUUCCUUUCAGAAUUGUUUCCUCCUGCUAAUGCUAAUUGCUAUAACAUAUAUAGAAUAAAUAGCUUAUGUAGACAUUAUAUUUAAAAUAAAGGAAAUACAAAAUAGCCUUGAUCAAAUAGCUAUUAUCCUGGUGGAGAAAAAAAAAGACAGUACAAUUUUUUAUUUAUUUAAAAUAGGCACUUGGGGAAAAAUUAUUAUGCAAGUUUCAAGUAUUUUCAACUCAAUCAAUUCUGCCCACAGUCUCAAUUUAUAUUUACCAUAUUAAAAUCUAUAAGACUACCUAUAUAGCAAGAGGUUAAUAGGGUAUGUUUGAAAUAAAGUGGCACUUAGUAAAACUGAGCUUCAUCUCUUCCUAUGGAAACUGAGAUGACCAUUACCACAAGCCAUUCAGAUAUCAAUUUCAGAGGGCAAUGAUUUUUUAAAAUUCAUUCUAUCAUUUUAAUUAUGAAAGUUUACACUUGAUAUCCCUGGUAGAAAAGAGUAGGCUGACAAUGACAUGAAUUUAUUGUUGGCAGUAACCUCUAUGGAACUAAUUUACUACACAUAGUAUCUUUAUGAUACAUAUUAAGGAUAUUUUCAAAAAAGUUGGAUUUUGUCCCAUUGCCUUUACCCAAUAUUUCAAAAACCCUUUUUUUAAAAGUGUGAUUUCCUCUAUCACUAAAAUAUUCUGGCAAUCUCUAUAAAUUAACAUAAUAAAAAUUAAGCUAAAAAGAGUGGUCUGGUAAUGAAUUACGAGUCUGGUUUUGAAGACUAUAGGAAAGAGUCGAUACUGUUUCAGUGGGACUGAGGUUUAGCCUUUUGUUUUAUGUAUUAUUUUUAAGUACCUAAAAAUACCCCCAAAUGAAAGCAGUAUAUGUUUAAACAACUUUAUCAAGACAGCCAUGCCCAAUGUUUUUUUCUAAUUAUUUACUAGUUCAAUACCUAUUCUCCCUCCCAGACCCCAGAUCUUUAUAAAGAAAACUUUAAAAUAUGCAGUCAAGGGGCAGCUAGGUGGAGCAGUGGAUAGAACACCCACCCUGGAUUCAGGAGGACCUGAGUUCAAAUCCGGCCUCAGACACUUAACAGUUACUAGCUGUGUGACCCAGGCAAGUCACUUAACCCCAAUUGCCUCACCAAAAAAAAAAAAAAUAUAUAUAUAUAUAUAUAUAUAUAUAUAUAUGCAGUCAGUCACACAUUAAUCAUUGUAAAAGGGGAUACACUGCUGGAGUGAAUCUCUCAAAUAUUCAAAUGCUAACAUCUCUCUCUUUGACACUUCUAAGCUAUGGAAUUUAUGUAACAAUUUAGAAUACAAAAAAGAUAAACUAUAUUUCACUGUGAUCAUAGGGGGAGGGGGGAGGAAGAGCCAAAAAAGAAAAUCAUUAUAAACUAAGAUUAACAUUGUUUUGGUUUUUUCCUGAACUCUCUGCUGAAGUAUUUGGGACUAGCCUAUUACACCAUUCUAAUCUCAGUUAUCUGACAAUGAGAUGCCCUUCUUAAUAUUCUGACCUUGGAUUACAUUAAAAUGGAAAAAUAGAAAAAGACAAAAUACCAGCUUUCCACUGUCUUGGAAAAAUGCAAAGGAGGAUUGUUUAUAUCAGACCAGGCAAAGAUUUGUUGUUCUCUCAAUUUCUGGGAAUGAUCUAACAGGAAAAAUUUGUAACAAAAUUGUCUUGCAGUAAGGAAUGAAUGACAGUGAAAUGAGACCUGUAUAUGUUAUUCACCAUUAUGUAGAUGUAAUAUCAUUUGAGGGUUAUGGUGAGGGAUAAAUUGCUGAACAGAGGCAUCACAGACUCAUUAACACAUCCUCUGCAGAUAUAAAUAAAAAGUUACAGGCAGGGUUAGAUUUCUAGCCCAUCUUUCAUGGAGUUUCCCCAAGCCUCUGUUUCAAAUUUCUAUUUUUGGCAUUUUUACCAUCUUGCCUGAAUUUUUCUACAGUUAUUAUUAUUGACAGAUACACUAAGAAGUAUUAUAGUGUUUGUGUAAGUGAAGUGGCUUUUUUUUGCAUAUAUAUUUUCCAGUUAGUCAUAGAAUUUUGGAGAUAAAAGGGAUCCAACUUUUCUAUUGUAUACAUAGGGAAAGUGAGACCUGAAGAGAUUAACGGAUUUUCUCUAGGUCAUUUAGUUAGUAGUGGCCGAGCUCGGACUAGAACAGAUCACCUGGUUCUCAAUGCAAUAUUCUUUCUUUCAUUUGGACUGCAAUUACAUAGCUUCAUGUCUUCCUUUUUAGGCUUCUCUAUACUCUUUUUAUAAACUUCCAAGGAAGGAAGAGAGUAACCAAGUGAAACUUUAAACUAUUUUCCUGUUCCAACCUUUGCUAAACUCAUCUCUGAACAUUUUAAUAGAGCACAUUCAUUAUGAUUAUCACUCAGAACUGAAUUGCUACCAGUAUAGUUUUUGCUGUUGUUUUUUCUAGAGCCAGCCAAAAACUUUGCAGGCACUGUUAGUUUUUAUAGUAUGUUAAGGAUGAUUACAAAGUUCUGUGUGUGAACUUAGAAUUUAUUGACACUGAAUGAUAAUUAAUUUAGAGGAUCUCAAAUUGCUAUGCUCUGUAUUCCUAGAGAUUCAUCAUAUUGUGAUUGUGAUUAUUAUUACUGUUUAACCAUUUCUGCAGCACUUUAUGUUGUAAAUAUUUUGCAAUCAUUUACACACUCCUGAUAGGCAAAUAAGUGACAGUUAUUAAUGUUACAUAGAAGUGUAAAAUCUGGAAGGCUUUGAACUACAAAGGAAAAUGGGAUGAUUUUCAUUUUACUUGAAAGUUUCUACUUUUCUGUAUCAUUGAUUUUUUUCUCACAUGCUACAAAAGCUUUUUAAAUAUAAUUUAAAUGCAAUUGAAUUUAGGUAUCAUUGUUAAAUAUGUUUUUAAAGAAACAAUCAAGAAAAAUUUAGGUCUAGGUUUUUGCUUUUAUGAUUUUCCUGCUUCUUUACCUUAUGGGGACCUUGACCUCUCAUCAGCAUUUAAAGGAGAAAUGAGGUUAAAUUGAAAAAGAAGAAUUUCUAUUUUCUUCUAUAUGUCUAUUUGAUGAAUAAGUUUUCAUUUUAUGUUAUCCUCUGGGCUUGAUUUUAUGUAAGAGUUGCCAAGAGAUUAGCAAAGUUUUUUAAAAAGUUUUCAUCUUUUGGUUUACACAUUUCUCCAGAAAAAAAAGGGAUUUUCAUCCAAUUUUAAUAGUUGAUAUAUUUGCGCUCUAACCAAAUAUUUCAUUGUUUCAAGACAUGCAGUUCAAUGAGACCUAAAAAUAGACCAAAUUCAUUCAAUUUCUUGACAGUCUUACAUGAUUAAUAUGAGAAACUGCAUCCUUUCCAAUGAUAGCUGUUCUAGACAAAUGAAAGCAAAGUGUAAAUACAAUCUAGUUGUCAUAUCAAUGUGUCACCAUGUUGGGGUUUUAUUGCUCCCUUAAUUCAACUAAGUUGCCCAUAAGUUUAUGUGCAUUCCCUAUUUUAAGAAAUUCUUAUAUACAGAAAUAUUCAGAAAGCAAAACAGGGAUAAAAAUUUGAAUUACAAAAGUACUCAUGCAAGAUCCCUUUAAUUAAAAGAACAUAUAGUGUGCUUGAGUAUUAUUUGCUGACCAUUGAUAUAGAGAUUGGGACUCACAGAAAUUUAUAGCUAGAAUUUUAGGAUUUUCUUGAUAAUUCAAGCUCGGUUCUAAAGAAGAUAAUAUAUUUUUGAAGUACAUGUUGUAAGUUAAUGCAAAAGCAAAAUUUUAUUUACAAAAUUUUAUUUCACACACAUCAUUUCAUGUGCAAAUCAUGGUAAGCUUUUGUACAGGCUUUUAAUAAUUAAAAAUAAAAACAUAGCCAUAUAGUUCAACAAGAAGGUCCAACUCUCUGUAAAGGGAAUUAAACAAUCUUCUGGUUAUAGGCAAUCAUCAACUUAUAGCAGUUAACAUAUAUCACUUUGCCAGUAACACCUAGACCCUUAGCUUUCUGUCUCUUACAGCAAACUACACAAACUUCUUGACCUGAUCAAUUUGCCCAGCUCCCUCCUGGGAGGGGUCUCCCUAUUUGCUCUGUACAGGCUUUCCUGGUGUAUCAAUGGCUUUUGAUCCCAGGUACAUUCCCACUAUGGAACCAUUUCUAUCUAGCUCUAUUGUCCUUCACCUCAUUCAUCUCUCCAAGUGAUUUUUUGUAUAAAUUAAAUUAGAAGUCAGUUGAUUGCUAUGUUUACCUAUUUUAUUGACUGAUAAACAUUUUAGAAAAUUCUGUAUUGACUAGUACACAGGUAUGUCUUUAUAAUUGAUUAAACAAUUGGUUCAAUAUGUUAGGUUCAUUUCUAUAAAAAGCUGAAUAGUAGGUUUUGUGGUUUAGAGCAUAACUCACUAUUACAUCAUUAUUUCUAUGGGGAAAAUCAGGUUCAAUUUAUAUUGUUUUGAUUUACAAUUCUUUUCAAGACCAUACCCACUAUAAGUUUGAGGACUGACAGUAUGUAAAUGUUAAUGGAAACAUUUAGAGUGGAAUGCAAAAAAUUCACGAUCCCCAAAACAAAAAUGAACAUUUCUGGCAAAACAAAAAUGAACAUUUCCCCCAGUGGGGAGCUGGCAAUAAAAUUAGGAUUAAAUUUUUUAAAUGCUUUUUGUGUGAAUUUUUCCCUUUGCCAAAAAAAGAAAAGGAUGGCAUGUUUAGUUGAAAUCAACUAGUUUCUCUUGAAUUUUAAAGUUCCCAUAUCCAGCUCUACACUAAAUAAAGUGAAUCCAAUGCCAUAGAUCUAAUGUUUGUUAUUCAUAGUCCUAUGAACGUUGCAAAAGUAUGAAAAACAAAAAGAAAAAAAUUAUUGGUGUAAACUUGAAUGAUGCUUUUAUGCUUUAAAAAAUAUAAGCAUGGGGAAGAUGGACAGAAGAAUCUAUUUAUUCAUGACUUUGCAUGAUUAGAAUUUUGGAUAAUGGAAUUAAUGUUCUUUAAUGUAUAAUAACUAAAUGCAAUUGCCAUUGUACAGUAAUGUAACUUUGGUUUGCUUUAUGUUAUCAUGUGAGGAAGCUUCUGUAACUACAUAAUUAAAUAGAAUUCUGACAAUCAUACACUGAUAACCUUUAAAAUGUCACCCAUUACCUCACUUGCUAGCUUGCUAUUUUCAAAUAAAGGUGAAAGUUUGCCCUUUAUUAAAGAUAAGGUUACAAAGAAUUUAUUAUGUAUUUCCAGUAUUUUCUGUAGCCCCGUUUUAUAUUCAUUCAUUAUUAUCGGAAUGAUUAAUCUGAAUUAUAGAACCUUAUAUUUGGAAAAGACCAUACAGAUCAUCUAGUCUAAUGCCUUCCAGAAACAUGAACCAGCAUCUCUGACAAGCGUUCACCCCAACUAUGUUUGAAGACCUCUUGUGAAAGGAAGUUCCCUAAUUUCCAAAAUAUUUUAUUACCUUUUUGAAUGAUUCUAAUUGUUAAUCAGUUGUUACUUAUUUCAUUUAAUAUGACCUUUAUUAUAAGUCAACUGAAAUCUGCUUCCUUGAAAUUUCUACCAUCUAAGACCAAGCAUAAUUCUGAUCUGUAUUUCAUAUGAUAACUCUGUACAUUUGAAGACAGUCAUCACCAUCCCCCUAAGCCUUCUGUUCUUCAGGAAAAUAUCCCUAAUUCUAUCAACCAAUACAUAUAAAAAAUGUAAUGGUCUUCUUUUUCAGUCUCCUUCCUCUGCACACUUGUGAAUGUGGCACUUAUAACUAAAAAUAAUACUCCAGAUGUGAUGUGACCAGAGCAGAGUGCAAUGGGAUCAUCACUUCCUUUGUUAAGAAAACAGUGGCUCUCUUACCACUCCCUAAGUUUGCAUUAGCCUGUAGGACUAACAUGCUACACUGAGACUACAUUCUGAGCUUGCUUAAUCUUUUGCAAAAAGACUCCUGGAUCUCUAUCACAUCAACUGCAACGUUGCCAUCAAAUGCUUGUGCAGCUGAAUUGGGACAGAGGAGAAGGAAGGGCUGGAUACAAAAUUUUUCAUUUGUCCCUAUUAUAUUUCUUUCUGCUGGAUUCAGCCCAUAGUUCUAAACUCCAAGGUGCUUCUAAAAAAUCCUAUAUAGUUGUCCCUCCUCAUUUCUAUCAUCUGCAAAUUUUAUAAGCAUACUAUCCCUGUCUUCCUUAAAGUGACUGAUAAAAUUGUCUCACAGAAAGUGGUCAAGAGAACAUUGCACCAUAUCACUAGAAAUCUCUAGUGACAUUUUAUAAUUUUAGAGUGAGAAGGAACUGUAGAAUUAGUUUAAUGCAGUAAUUCCUAAUACCAGUGCACAGACUGAUAAUAAUGAAUUAUUACCAUUAUGCAAAACUUUGACUACCGAAGGUCUUUCUUUCAUUUUUUAAAAAUAAUUCUAAAACUGACCUUUUCCCCCUCUUUCCUGAUUCCUGAUUUUUCCAUCCCUUGCUCCAUCUUUAUCCCCAGCUCCUGACACCAAACUCAUGAAGAAUCAGAAACUACUAGAUGGAAACUAUGAAGGGCAAAGCAAUCUUUAGGUGCUCUCCUAGUUGUUUGGGAAAUUUGCAUUGUGAAACAUUUACCUAGUUGAACUGUCCUCAUUCUGUUGGUGAGGAAGUCCAGGCCCAGACAGAUUAUGUGACUUGCCCAAUUGGGAUCACAAGGCAAAGCCAGAACUAGACUCCCAAGUCUCAUGAUGUCUGACCCUCUGAUAACCAAAGAAUAUUUCCAGAAUGUAAUUGUGUGGCAGUCAAAGGUUUAUCAUCCAAGAUCAAAAGAAGAGAGAACAAGUUAAAAAGUGACCCUAUACAGAUCUCAUUAUACAUGUGUACUCUACUCAUAUAUCCAUGCUUUAGUUUUAGUAGCUAGUUUUUAGUUUUAUUAGUAGGUUGAUGGGUUGAGAAUUUGGUUGUCUUUUCCUUCUUUAAGAAGGUCCUUGUCACAGACUUCUAAAAAAAGCAAUCAUCUCUUGCUGACAAAUGGCAAAUCAAAAGACUUGAGAUUUUGUACUGAAUUAUAAACCUGGGAAGAAGCUGUUAAUGAAGAAAUACACUGCAACAUCAAGGACUAUAAUGCUACAGGCAGAGCAACCCAAAGAUAUAAAUUUAUUUGUAGACAAUGGAGAAAAGGUAAGAAUUUAAUUUUAUGCAACCAAUGUGUGUUUAGUUAAGUUGGUUGUGAUAACUCCUAUUUUUUCCCCAAAGCUAAUCAAAAAGUAUCAGAGAUAAAGCUAAGGAUUUAGCUUUCCACUUUCAUAGAUCUUUCUUUUUAUUUAUUUUUUUUCGUUACAUGUAAAGAUAGUUCUCAACUUUUGUUUAUACAAGCUUUCCAAUUUCAGAUUUUUCUCCCUCCCUCCUCCCUCCCCUAGACAGCAGGUAAUCUGAUAUAGGUUUUAUAGUAAAGACUUUAAGUGCUUAUUUUUCUUUCUUUCUAUAUAUUUAUGUUAGUCAUGAGCUAAUUGUUAUUAUUAUUAUUUUGUUAAUGUGAUAAACUGAAGACUGUUUUCUUGAUGCAUGAAAAGUCUUUGUUAACCUCCAUGCAAAAUGUGGAGCAUGUACUAAAUGCUUAUUAAAUAACUCUUUAUCAUAGGGUUCACUCGAAGAAUAAUUAUUAUAUCCUUUUGGUAGUACAAAAAUUAUUAAAUCGUUAAAAGAACAUCUCAUUUAUUUAAGGAGUUACAUUAUGUGGCAGUGGAUAAAUAUGUAUUCAUUUAAAUACUACCUUGGGGAUAUUUGUGUUGUAUUACAAAAAGAAAUGAUCAAAGAUCAAAUAAGAAGCAGAGAAAUUUCAAUGAAUUAGAAGUAAAACCUAGCUAUUUCCCUAAAUCCUAAAGAAAGCAGGCCAUCAAAUUAGGGAUAGUGGAUCAAUAGAUAAAAAUCUAAUCAAUGACAUUUCAUUCAGCAAUAUUGAUUGAGUACCUGCUUUACCAGAGGUUCUAAGGUAUUGGACCACUUCUUUCUUUUCCUUUUCUUUUUUGCUUCAUUUUUGUAGGAGUCUAUGUGAGAACUUUGUCUAUUCAGUGUUGACAUACAUUGGAUUUUUCUCAAUAGGAGGAAAUGGAGAUCACUAGAUGUGUGGAAAUGAAAGACUACAGAAAUAAUAGUCUUGCUGGCUUAAUAUAUUAUCAUAAACAUUUUAUAAAAUUGCUUUUAAAGGUUCAAAUUUAUUUCUGCCAUUAAUUAUAAAGUGAUAAUUGAGGUAAUAACUAUUGCUAUUUAUAUCUUUGGAUUAAAAAAAAACAUAAAAUAGAUUUUUGAUCACUUGAGGUAGUUUGACCCUAAUCUUUGAUCACUAAAAAUGGUUGAGCAAAGAUCAUAGAAAUCUAUAAUCCAUCCAAAAGACUUGUCCCAGCUGGUUUGAUCUCAUAAAGUCUUGUUUUUAAAGCUCUGCUAUAUACAAUUGCCUCAAUGACACCUGAAUGGAGGUGAAACAGGAUUUUAUCUCAGCUUUCUAUGAAUAGGUGAAUUUAGAUGGCUUUUUAAAAUAACUUUUUCCCCCUCCUUUGAAUAGCUUCUAAACCUGGAAAUAAGACAACUAAAGUGGGGGGGACAGGGAAGGUGGCAUGCUCUUUAUCAAUAAUUCUAAUAGCUUAAUAAUUAGCAAAUUAAUAUAAAGAGAAAUCCCCCACAUUUUAAGUCAUCAGAAAGGUUUAUUUUUAUCAUGCUGUGGCUGUUUGGCUACUGUUCCUUGAACGUUAUUUUCCUGAAUAAAUAUCUUUCCUCAUCUAAUAAUGAGGUGGAAUUAAAAAACCUACAUUCUCAUUCUAUAUGGGAAGCUCAUAAUACAUACUAAUAAUUUGAGGCUUUAAAAACACACAAGCAUAUGAAAUUAUAUUUCAAAUAGCUAGAUGGACAUAAAGGAAGGGCAUAACUGUCCUAUCAAUAAAAUAUCCGGGGCACUAACCAGAAACAAAUCAUAAACCCAUGAUUUCCUAAACUACUCAAAUCAGCCACAAUCUUCUCACCCUCCGCAGACACAUCUAAAAAGUUUCAAGGAAUACAUUUUUGAGUGGAAACCCCUCCUGUUUUCCAUCCCUGCUCUCCUCUGCCCUCAAAUCGAGGGAGGACAAAAGACUAAAUACUACAUGGGAUCUACAUAAAGGGACCACUGGGUGCUCCAACUGGGAAACAUAUCAAGCUGAAUUCAUUUUAUUAUCAAAUUAGGAAUUAUUUUUAAAUGAAAUCACAAGGUCUUUGGUUAGAGAAAAGACCAAAUGUUACAAGUUUUUAUUAUGAUGCUAUACACAAUUUUGAUUGAUAUGGUAUGAUAUCUAAUAACUCAGGUAAAAUCAACAUUACUUACAGUACAUUUUGGUGUCAUUUUCAUCAGUAUAAUGCAUCUCCAUUCUUCAUAUGACAAAACUGGUAUUUACUAAUUCUUCAGUAGAUUGGGAUGGGUAAGGAGGAAGUGGGUGAUGGACCCUUGGAAUAUGUAUAGGUAUUUAUUGGGGUAUACCCAGACCCAAAAAGGGAUGUUUUCUAAUGAUAUUUGGCAUUGUAAGCAGUGGGACUCUAAUUCUACUGUCUGGGGUAGAUGUGACAAUGGGGGGAAGGGUUGGUUUUAUUUUGACAUUUCUUUGAUAUAGCUGAAAUGCAUAGCAUUAUAUUGUGGUAAUCUCUCCAGUAGCCCAGGUCACCAAUAUAUUGACAUAUUUUACAAAAGGAUACUAUGGUUAUUUUAUAUGAGCAUAUUCAUCUCCUUGAGGCUAAGUGAAAUGUUGUUGGGGUUGUUGUUUUUUAACUAUCUGGUUAUAGUUAAAUCUCUUUUCAAAACUAGGUAGAGCUAAUAAAUGUUUUAGACAGAUAUUGUUUUUCUAUACCUUUAGAAAUAAUCAACAUCACUACUACUUUCACUCAUAUGUAUAAUGGAAGGUGAUAUGGAUAGAGCAAAAAAUAUUAUUUGGUCUAUUAUCUAGGUUUUCAGGCAUUAUGGUAUGCAGAAAUGUGUGAUCAUCCAUCUCCAGCCAUUCACUUGGUUCUUUCCUACAAGUUAAAGUGGCUGCUUCAUAGGGGCAGCUAGGUGGCGCAGUGGAUAAAGCACCGGCCCUGGAUUUAGGAGUACCUGAGUUCAAAUCCAGCCUCAGACACUUGACACAUACUAGCUGUGUGACUCUGGGCAAGUCACUUAACCCCCAUUGCCCCACACAAAAAAAAAAAGUGGCUGCUUCAUGUACUCAUAGAAACAUUCCACACUUGUGCAAAGGGCCAAAAGGAUGUGUAGAUGCCCCCCCCCCCCAAUUUUCUCAGGUCUGCCUUCUGUUUUUCUUCCCUUUUCCUCUUUUGUGUGUUCUUUUCUGUAGAAUUCUGCAGAAUAUAUAUGUGAAAUAUAUUUUUUGUAACCAAUCUUAAUCUUGCUGUUUCUGCUUUGGCUCCUCUUACCCAUGUAGCCUUCUUGUUCUCAUUUACCUUUUGUGCA